Labrus mixtus (cuckoo wrasse) is the source of this 959-nucleotide messenger RNA. RefSeq names its product NADH:ubiquinone oxidoreductase complex assembly factor 1 (gene ndufaf1). Gene Ontology annotation, cellular component: mitochondrion. The transcript has 4 exons. The coding region runs from base 1 to 885 and encodes 294 amino acids. Gene Ontology annotation, biological process: mitochondrial respiratory chain complex I assembly; mitochondrial electron transport, NADH to ubiquinone. NCBI's taxonomy places the organism in Eukaryota, Metazoa, Chordata, Actinopteri, Labriformes, Labridae. The record is from RefSeq and is a predicted model, not a curated record.
AUGUCUUUGCAGAAGAUCACACGUCUCCCCUCAGCGAGGCUGCUGACCUCCAUCCCUCCUCGCUCUGCGCCCAGACGAGCUGUGACCCAGGGUGAAUACAGACGACCCGGCCAGCCCAAAGAAGACAAGCUCCCGUGGCAGAACGUGAACUUUGACCUCUGGAGGGGUCUGGGCGGGAUAAAGAAACAUUUCACUCUGCUGAAAAAAGAGUUUUUUGAACGCUGGGUGGGUCCGGAGGGCAAACCCAUCCUGGAGCACAUGUUGGAGCAGAACCGGUUGGUAUGGGAGUUCAGGGGUCCGGAGAGCCUGGAGGAGUGGGUGGUGUCCUCGGAUAAGGAGAUUGGAGGUCAUAGUGAGGCGUACUUAAAGCUCGGCAAAAACAAUAACACGUGUUUUCUUUACGGGACUCUGAGCUCCACGCCGCCGAGGGACGGAGAGACACGCUACAGUGGCUACUGCAGCAUGCGCUCAAAACAACCGCAGGCUUCAUUCGACAGGAAGAAGCAUCACGACUGGACCAGUUUCAACACCCUGCACUUGCGAGUGCGUGGCGACGGGCGGCCCUGGAUGAUCAAUCUCGCCACAGAAACGUACUUCUCGCACCAGAAGGACGAUGUGUACUGUUACUUCCUGUACACGAGGGGGGGGCCGUACUGGCAGGAUGUGAAGAUCCCGUUCUCCAAGUUCUUCCUCACACAUCGAGGGCGGCUACAAGACGACCAGCACCACGCCUGGCUGGACAAGGUAAACACAGUCGGCUUCACUCUGGGGGACAAAGCGGACGGCCCCUUCCAGCUGGAGAUCGAUUACAUCGGCGUGUGCAAAGACUUCGCUCACACCGAGGAGUUUGCCUACGAGAUGUACAAGAAGAAUCCGGAAGUUUGAGAGGAACUCCUUCAGUGCUGGACCUGGACUGCUUUCUUAAAUAUCAGCCGACAAUAAAUACAUGCAACACCUUC